This is a messenger RNA of Chlamydomonas reinhardtii, 3406 nucleotides long. RefSeq lists its product as uncharacterized. Gene Ontology annotation, molecular function: ATP binding; protein kinase activity. Gene Ontology annotation, biological process: protein phosphorylation. The record is from RefSeq and is a predicted model, not a curated record. Bases 373 to 2454 code for a protein of 693 amino acids. NCBI's taxonomy places the organism in Eukaryota, Viridiplantae, Chlorophyta, Chlorophyceae, Chlamydomonadales, Chlamydomonadaceae. The transcript is spliced from 16 exons.
ACAUUACGGCUUCGCAGUCUUGGCUCAUGGAGCGAGUUAUGUGCUGUUCGCCUGAGCCCAAGGUCGUUUGGUAGUUCGCGACGUCGCUGGCUGGCUCAACUAGUGUCGCGCUCGUGUGUGGCACAUCAUUUGCAGUAAAAUUGGGCGUUAGCGCAGCUAAAGAGAGGUUGCAAGAGGGCAUCGACAUUGGGGUGGAGUGCACUUCUGCCUUUCCACGGCGUGCAUGCUGUUCGUCGCUUGAUUUGGCAUAAAUGGCGCCUCAUUGAGUGGAGGGACAGCACCUAGCGUGGCACACUCUGCGUCCGCGUGCUUGGGACGGCCGAGUCGCCCGCAAGCUACCGGUAGUUGCGUGCCUUUGGAUUCAGCGGCAAAAUGGACGCAUAUCAGGAGCUAAAGCUGAUUGGGAAGGGCACUUAUGGAAAAGUCUACCAGGUCCGCAGCAAGGUGGAUGAUGACAUCUGUGUCGUCAAGAAGGUGCAGUUUGACGGCACGCCGCAGUCGGAGGCGGAGGCAGCGCUGCGGGAAGGGCAGGUGCUGAGCCUGCUUCGCCACCCGCACGUGGUCCCCUACAAGGAGUUCUUCAAGCACACGGAUGGCGACCUCUGCCUGGUCAUGGCGUUUUGCGAGGGCGGUGACCUGUUCAAAUACAUCCGCGAGCUCCGGGACAAGGGCCAGACGGUGCCCGAGCCGCAGGUGUGGGCCUGGCUGGUGCAGCUGCUGCUGUCGCUGUCGUACAUCCACAGCAAGCGCAUCCUGCACCGCGACGUCAAGACACAAAACAUCUUUCUGUCGGGAGGCAAGGUGCUGCUGGGCGACUUUGGACUGGCCAAGCAGCUGCAGCGCACCUUUGAGAUGGCCCGCACGCCCAUUGGCACGCCCUACUACAUGGCGCCCGAGAUCUACGAGGAGCAGCCGUACAGCUUCAAAAGCGAUGUGUGGGCUCUGGGCUGCGUCAUGUACGAGAUGAUGACGGGCCGGGCGGCCUUCGCGGCAGACAACCUCAGUCGCGUCGUGCUGAGGGUCAUCCGCGGUCAGUACGACCCGCUGCCGGACAGCUACAGCAGCGCGCUGCGCAUGGUGGUCACGUCCAUGCUGUGCAAGGAGGUCAAGGCGCGGCCCGACGCCAACCAGCUGCUCACCGUGCCGGCCGUGGUGCCGCACGUGCAGUCCUACCUGGAGUCGCUGACUGCGGAGGGCCCCAGCGGCUGGGCCACCUGGCGUAUGAAGCUGCCGCUGGCGGCCAUGGUGCAGAUGACUGAGGCCCUGGAGGCGGCGGGCGUGCCCUUCGGCGGCCGCCGCUCCCACACCGGCGGCGGCGGCGUUUCCGCGCCCUCCUCCAACCGCACCUCCGUCAGUGGCGCCACCCCGCAGUUAUCGGUGGAGCCGGAGCCGCUGCAGGAGGAGCCGUCUCUGUCUCCGGAGCCGCCCGCAGCCGCCGGCGGAGGCCUGGCGCCCGCCACGCCGGAUCAGAAGCUGGGCGCGCCCGGGGUGGUGGCCGGGCAGGUAGUGAAGCUGCCGCCGCUGCCGGGUGCCAAGCCCGUGCGCACGCCAUACGGCCUCGCAACGCCGUUCAUGGGCGGCGCGGUGUCUCCGCCCCAGCACUACGCCGAGCUGCAGGUGUUGGCGCAUCAGGUCAUGGCCAUACGCACCUCCCAGUGCGGGGACGGCUCGGAGGCAGGCGGCGCGGGGCCGGACCCGGAGGGCGCGGCGGCGGGCGGCGCAGCCGGCACCAACGCAGGGCCGGCGCCGGGCGAGGUGCCUGAUGUGGUGAAGGCGCUAGACCGCACGUUGAUCAAGACGCUUGAAGUUGCACGCCGGGCGACGGAGGCGGACGGGUGUGGGCCGGAUGCUGGAGGAGGCGGUGGUGGAGGCGGUGGUGGAGGCGGUGGUGGCGGUGGAGGCAUUGAUGAGGCGUGGCUGUCCGCGGGACUACCACAGGGCGGGUUCGGCUUCGGCGGCGGCGGAUUCGGCGCCCCGCCCCCACCCGCGCCCGCACCCAAGCCCUCUAAACCGUCGGACGUGGUGUCGCUGCCGCCCAUCGCGCCGCGGCGGCCCGUCUCCGCCAAGGCGCUGUCGCAGGCCGCCACACCCGAGCCGCCCACGCCCUCCGCCAACGCGCCGGCCCGGGCGGUGCCGUAUGAGGUGCCGGACGAGGGCUUCGCAUCGAUCAGCCAGGUGUCGCUGCACGCGCAGUCGCUGGUGAACCGGCGUGCCAACCUGGAGGUGUACUGCGGCCAGCUGCUGGGGCCGGAGCUCAUGGAGCAGGUCAUGCAGGCUGUGUCUGAGGCGCAGAAGACCAGCGACGCGCUGGGCGGCAAGGGCGGCGUGGCGGCGGCGGAGGCGGCUCUGGCGCGGCAGCUGGACCGGCUGUUGGCGGGGCACGAGCAGGGGCCGCAGCUGCGGGCCGAGGUGGGGCCGCUGCUGGAGGAGCUGGCGCUGCUGCGCGUGGGCUGACCAGGCGGAGGUAGCAGGAGCAGGAGGAGGCCCAGGGGGAGAGGGCAGGGAGGCAGGGGGUGGGCGCAGGGAGGCAGGGGGCGUGAGCAAGAUGCGAGGAGAGAGCGGUGCGCGGCGCGGGGCGUGUGUGUGCGUGCGGCGUGCGGCGUGCGCCGGUGCGGGCGCUGUCACGCCGGGUGCUGCGGUAUUGAUUGGUUGCGAUAGCUCUCGAUGUGCUGUGUGCGCUGAGUAGCAAGUUUCGUGUUGCAGGAAUGCGCAGGCGGGGAGUGUGGGGCAGGGGGAAAGGGCUUCAUGAGCAUAUAAGUAGGGAGAGUAGGCCCUCAAGCAGCGUGGAAGCAAAGAAAGGUGGCUGUCCCUCUCGAGGGAAAACUGGGCUGCAUGCCCCAUGCCACGUUGGCACAUGCCUGAGGCCGAAGGUUUGAAACUACCUUGUUUCCCGGACACAGGAGUGACCACUAUUACAACUGUAGAAGGAUGAGGCGGAAUAAUAAAACCCGUAGACUUUCGUCUGUAGCCUGGGCACUGCGUGUGUUGUUGUAGCGAGGCAGGAUGCAGGUUGUUCAAAGGGCGCCGAGGCGCUUGGAUUCUGGAUGAAGGCGACUGCGAGAUAUGGAGGUGUCGGGCUCACUGGUCCGAGUAGCAUGAUGGGUGUUGGAGGUCCAGACGCCUUGCGUGGCGAAGCUAGCAGGUUAGUUAGGCGCUGCCCCUCGAGAGAUGAGUCAUCUAUGGUGAUGGGGACCACAACAAGGCGAGCGGAAGAAACAACGGCAGGCGAAUUUCUGUUCUUGUUUGGUGUGUGUGGUUGGGCUGUUGAAGGAAGCUGCAGUCAGCCCUUCCUGUAAUCCAGCUCGGAAGCACCACAGCCCUCUGCUGUUUCGUCCGCCACGUGUGGCCUGUUCCAGCGGCGCGCCCUCUGUGCAUGAGGUGCCAUCGUGCCGUGUCAUGCACGCGC